Messenger RNA from Pocillopora verrucosa, 7064 nucleotides. Its product is annotated as fibrillin-2. The record is from RefSeq and is a predicted model, not a curated record. Gene Ontology annotation, biological process: cell-matrix adhesion. Gene Ontology annotation, molecular function: calcium ion binding. Gene Ontology annotation, cellular component: membrane. NCBI's taxonomy places the organism in Eukaryota, Metazoa, Cnidaria, Anthozoa, Scleractinia, Pocilloporidae.
UUUAUCAUCAACAAUCAAGGUAGCAUUGUUUCAUUCUCACUGAGAGACGCGUCCUUGCUUUGACUUUCUUUGCUCACCGGCUCCGGACAGCAAAGCAGUCAACAGCCUCACAACACCGUACAUCCCUAUACUAACGGUUCGUAGGGACUGCCUAAUUAUGGGAGGAGUUCCAAACACGAGCGGUCUCAUUGCCAAGGGCAUUCUUUGGUGUCUGCUAUUUUUCCUGGGAUAUAUGGAAGUAAAAGCAACGGAAUACAUUGCUCCAAGUUUAGAAUGCAGGAUGAGCUUUAACCUUACUGAGCUGGAGAACAAAACAGUCUACGAAUAUCACAGCUACACGAACAGCUCUAAGCCAGGGACCAUUUUGGCCCUCCUCGGCAAGCGCGCCAACAGCUCGUCGAAAGAAGAGAUUGCAUCUAUGUAUAAUAUCUCUACGGGAUGCUUGGCAUACUUGGAAUUCACACUGCCCGAGGUCGCUCUGUUUCUGCUAAAUACAUCUCAGUUUAAAGAUAUCACAUUCGAGGAUGUUGUCCAAAGUGUGUUUGUCUUUGAGGUGGAGACUAUUUUACGAAAAAUUUUUGCCUGGCAAGAAGCCUUCAACACUUUCGGGGUCAAAGGGAAUGAAACGCUGGAAGAACUAGCCUCGAUACGGAAAGUGAGCUUGGAUACAACACCCAUUCUGAAGCUGUUCUUGCUUUUCGUAAAUAACGACAACGUUGAGUAUCUUUCUGGGGUUUUGCAAAUCAGUUUGUCAGCUUUUGAAUUUCUCAACCGGACCGCGGAAGAACUCGGGACCAUCCUGGCUGUGCCUGAUGCAGAUGAAGUGAGACACUACUCCUUUCUUCGCUUGAUAAAGAUUGCGGUGCUAGGUCAAGAUUAUGUCAGUGGGCUUCAAAUGAGAAUCCAUAUAGUGCGGCACUCGUUGGAUGUUUGGGUGAGCAAAAUUAAGGAUGACCUGGAUAAUAUGACAACUGUAUUGGAUCUGGUCCGUUCCAAAAUUCCAAUGAACUUACAUUACCUAACUGCAUUUCUGAUAGACGUGACCCCGAGAGACUUGGAUCUCUUAAAAAUAACCUUACAAGAGUUUGCAGAAUUGUUGAAUAAGACAGUUAUGAAGUUUUACGAUUACAAAUUGUAUCCACAACUUGUAACGUUCAUCGUGAAGACGAGGAAAAACGUUUUUGAACUUAAUAGAGAGGCGAUGGAGGAGGCUAAACGUGAGGUACGGAAAAUAUUGAUGUCGUACAAUGUCACCGCUGAAGUCCUGAUUGAGUUUUUCAAUUUGACUGAGAUCAUCUUUCAUGACCUGAGUCCCCUCAGAAUUGAGGUCCUCUGCGCAAGAUACACUUUAGUACGUUAUGCAAACAAUUUAAAUAUGACCCUGGCUGAAGUCGCAGACAAACUCAAUAAAACCGAAGCUGAAUUGUCCUAUAAUCUAACCGUUCAAGAAUUUCACGUGGUGAUUCGCAAACUGCUGAUAAUUCGCACGUUUGAAGCCAUGAGUCAGAUGUUGGGCGUAAGCCAGCACUUUUUGGUGAAUUCUCUUGACAUUCAAGUCCCGAUUUCGUAUCUGUCCAUGUGUCAACUUGAUUCCUUCCUUACUAAGACUAGACAAUCUGUGUUGGACUUAAAUGAAGUACUAAGCAACAAGACCUUGGCGUUUGUGUGCCAGAUCAAUGCCGUGCACGUUACCACCGUCUACAAAUUCACAAUUGAGCGAUUUAUCAUCGAAAUUCUGCACCUCGAUAUUCGCUACUUUUUUUCUCUCAAUGGCUUAACCUACUCGUCAGACAACUUGGAAAUAGUCCGAAAAUAUCAUUUCUUUGAAUUGGAGCACUUGUUUCAGUUACGCGGCGAUGAUCCCAUGUACAGCUUUGUUAUAUUCCGUCACUCUCUGGUUUGGAUCAUCAAGCAUAUCAUCUAUCUAAAGAAGACAGACAUAAACGAGUGCCGCCAAAACUCAGACCGUUGUCCUUCCCAUUCGCUGUGCGUUAACCUUCCUGGAACAUACGAGUGCCACUGUCCCAAAAAUGGAUAUCGUGGAAGAUACUGUGCUGACAUAGACGAAUGCAAAGAGGGUUGUUUCACAUGCCCAGACAAUGCCGAAUGCAAAAACCUUCUUGGUUCAUAUGAAUGCCGGUGCGCAAAAGGAUUUCGCCACAAUGCCGACAAUAACACUUGUGACGAUUUUGACGAGUGUGAGAAGUUUUAUGACAACAGUUGCUUAUUCAAUGCAGAAUGCAUAAAUACCCCAGGAUCUUACUACUGUAGAUGUCCAGAUGGAUACAAAUAUGACGAUCGUAAAAAAAGAUGCAAAGACAUUAACGAAUGUGAAGAGGACCGCCAUAUUUGCCGUAGGAUUGAUAAAAAUGCAGAGUGCGAGAACAAAUAUCCAGGAUUUGAGUGCAACUGUCGACCAGGUUUUGAGGCUGUUUACAACAAUAGUGUGGAUCCGAAAGUUCUGUUUAAUUGUACAGAUAUCGACGAAUGUGCCAGAGGCAAUGCGAUAUGCCCUUUGAACUCUGAGUGCAUCAACACCAUUGGUGGAGCUAACUGCCGUUGUUUUCCUGGUUUCGAGAAAAGAAAUGGCAGAUGCAGAGCUAAGCGAUUUAUCAUCGUUAUAUUGAUAUGGGUUCAGCCGAUCAGAUAUCGUCGUGUUCCAACCCAUAUCGAGGUGGCCAGCGGAUUCCCUUUCUUUGGCGAACUGUACAAGAACAUUUAUAUUUACCAUAAUGGCUUAAUUUCUAUUGGCAAGCGCUAUUACCGUUCUGAACCGAAGAGGCUGACCAGCCUGAAAAAGAAUGUCAUUGCUGUAUUUUGGGCCAAUACAGAUAUAGUUACCUCAACCACAAGUAUCACUUACCAAGUUGUGGACCGCAGCACAUCGGAAUUCAGAGAGCAACUGGACAAUACCUCGGCUCUGCUGAAAAACUGCUCAGGGCUUACCGAGUUCAACGCAACAUGGAUGUUGGUGGUAACGUGGGAGAGAGUUUCACCUUUCGCACGGUUUAGAAGUUUUUUGUCUCUCUUCAAUCCAUACACCAAUGAGGAAAGCUCUUAUCAGGCUGUUCUCAUCACCAAUGGAACCUCCUCGUACGUUAUCUACAGUUACGAAGACGGUGGAAUGAACUGGAAUCGAAGGCUACGACGAAAGUGCGCUGUUGGUUACGCUACGAAGGACAAAAAGUACAGCUUUGAGGACGAAGACUCCUUUGGUGAAAAUAUCUUCCAGAUCGAUUCUAAAGAAUUCGAUGUCGACGGAAUUAAAACUCGUGGGAAAUUCUGCAAAUCUUUAAAUGCCCCAGAUGAGCCUAUAGAGUUAACAAACGAACAGAAGUGUAUGAACUGGUACAAUGAAGAGCCUGACCCCGAAGACUGGCUUGAAGAACUGACCGACUGUCCCGCAACUUUUAGAUCUGCGCGCCAGGACAACCGUUACAGGAGAAUGAGCUCAUCUGCUGGUAGUCGUGGUGCAAGAAUUGACUGUUACGAGCUUAGAUUUCCCACAACGGAGUUCGGUGCGAGUCAUCAGUGCUGUUAUCUCGCUCGUGGAGAAAGAGGAAGAAGAAGUGGAAGAGGUGCGUUUGUUUCAAAGCCGCCUCAAGCUGGAAGAGCUUACAGAUAUCAUUUUCGCAAUCGAGCCAUGAGGCAGAAAGGUGACAUCGAACCGUUUGAGGUUUGCUGCGGCGAAGGAGAGUCACUAUGCAAUUUGUUUUACGAGAAGCGACCGCUGACUACCGCUGCCAGUGCCUCCGAAUUUCCGCAGCGGUGCUCGUGCAGUCGAUUGGCGGGCGGCUGUCGUCGGAGACCAUGCCGACCACGCCGUCCCCGAAUUCCUUGGCUACGAAUUGUUAUCGUUAGCUUCUGGGGAGACCCGCACUUGCUUACGCUUGACGGCUUUCAGUACACCUUCAACGGCCUCGGAGAUUAUGUAUUGGUUCGGACGCGGGAUCGUUCGCUUCACCUUCACGCCAGGACAAAAAGGCCAACAACGACCGAGGGAGGACUGAGUAACGCGACUGUCAUAUCGGCUCUCGCUUUCAAAACCAAAGACAGUGACAAAGGGCAGAUUGUGUUUGACGACUCUGUCCCUGGCAACCUCAGCUUUACCAUCACAGGAAUGGACGGUUCCUGUGAGAAUUUCACCAUUGCUGAUUUUGACGAGGGUAAAGAUUUCACAGGAAUGUCGAUCGAGAGAAGUACCAUCAACAACAAAACUGCCAUCAUAUCGUUCCCGUCAGGCCUUUCGAUCGAGGUGUCCCCAGGCUUAGAACUUCUUCAACUGAGUGUCAAAGCGCCAAGCGAUAUGAUGAACAAAACCGAGGGACUGCUGGGAAAUUUCAAUGGCGACAAGACAGAUGAACUGAUAUAUCCCAAUGGUACUAUGAUACCGAGUAAUUCUACAGAGCAAGAGAUAUUUUCUUUGGGACAACAAUGGGUUGUUCCACAUGACGAAAGAUUAUUUGUAUCCUCCAACUGUACACUACAGAAUGUGUCGUUUGACGAUAUGUUUGUUCCUGCCUUCUUGAACCUGUCUGCUGUUACGGAUAAGAUCAGAGCGAUCUGUGGGGACAACAGAGAAUGCAUCUUUGAUGUAAUGCAAACUGGUAACAAAGAGCUUGGACAGGAGACCAAAGGAUUUGAAGAAGAAGCCGAGGCUGCCAAAGCAGAAUUAGAAAACACUCCUCCGAAUAUUACAGGACCAGUUGAAAUCAGCGUAACUGUGAAUCAGAUGACGAAAUUUAACCUAAGCGUGUUCGAUACUGACAACGAUGACGUCACGCUGGAGGUUGAAGAACUACCUGAGGGGGCAUCUUUCACUUUUAACGCUUCAGAAAAUGUCGGCCAUUUCGUUUGGACGCCUGUCAAUGCGUCUAACAUCACGUUAGAAUUUGUUGCCACGGACUCCAAAAAUGACACAUCUGUUCAUCCCGUUGUAAUCAACAUGUGUAGGUGUGAGAACAAUGGAACUUGCGACUUCACGGAAUUUGUUGGAGAUGACAAUGGCGCCUUUCGCAUUGUGGGAUGUAACUGCAGUGAUGAAUUCGAGGGUGACUUCUGUGAGAUGGAGGUACUUGACGCAUGUGCAGAUGAUCCCUGCGCCGAUAACGUGACUUGCAAUACCACAAGGAACCCAUUCGGGUUUAAAUGUGGGCCCUGUCCUGCAGGUUUAACCGGCGAUGGUGAAGACUGCUUCGAAUUUGACGAAUGUGCAAAUGAAAGUCUAAGCCAGUGCAACCAGACCUGUGUGAAUACGUUUGGUAGUUUUCGAUGUGAAUGCAAACAAGGUUAUACAUCACGUGAGGAAGGAAGAAUCUGUGAAGAUAUAAACGAAUGCCAAGAUGCAGGCAACCUUAACAACUGUUCGGAGAAUGCAUUAUGCACCAACUUACCAGGUGCAUAUAACUGUACGUGUCACCCUGGCUUUGAAGGUGAUCCAAUGAAAAACUGUACAGAUAUUGAUGAGUGCACUAACGGUGUGGCACAGUGCUCUCAUAUAUGUCAUAACAAGCCAGGAUCCUUUGAAUGUUCCUGUUUAGAUGGAUUCAAACUUGCCGCUGAUAACCAAACCUGUGAUGAUAUAAACGAAUGCGAGGGCAGCCAUAAUUGUGAACAUAUGUGCGACAAUCGCAUUGGAUCCUACAUCUGCAAAUGCCCGCCUGGUUUUGAACUGAAUGCGGAUAACGUCACGUGCAAAGUGGCAGAGGCCAGCGCAUGUGACGCAACAAAUGGCGGCUGCUCCGAUACCUGCGUGAACAGAACAGGAGAGAUCACGUGUUUUUGCAAUGCUGGUUACAAUCUCACAGCUGAUGGAAAGACGUGUGAAGAUAUCAACGAGUGCAUGAUGGGAAACCAUGGCUGUAGCGUCAAGUGUCUCAAUACUAACGGUAGCUUUACCUGUGGAUGUUACCCGGGAUACGCCUUAGCCGGAGAUAUGAAAUCUUGCAGAGACGUGAAUGAGUGUGAUACUCCCAGCCUUAACAACUGCGGCCAAGUUUGUGAGAACAAUAAUGGAUCUUUCACGUGUUCCUGUGAUGAUGGUUUCACCCUUGAAUCUGACAACAAGACCUGCUCAGAUGUUAACGAGUGUACCGCCAGCAGCACACCUUGCAAUGCUGGUGUCUGUACCAACCAGCCUGGCACAUUCCAAUGUGUGUGCCCGCCUCCGACAUUUUAUUCUAAUGGCGAAUGUAGAGAUGUACGUGUAUUCGUUUUUGUUGUGACAUUGAUUCGAGUGAACACCAAGACAGUUGUGUGGCAGGAAGACCUGGGAAAUCCUGAAACAGUCGCAUUUGGUGUACUGGCCAGGAGAGUCGAGCUACAGAUAGACGACCACUACAGGCGCAAAAGCAGGUUCACCAAAAAAUUUGUAAAAGCUAAAGUCAAAAGAUUCAGGAAAGGAAGUGUUCUCGCCGAUGUUGACCUUACUUUUGCUGAUGAUGCGACGGAUGUAACACCAGACGCUCUGAAAAGUGACUUGCCCACAUCAGGGGAGAUGGGAAAUAUGAGCUACAAUCCAUCGAACGCUGCAGUCGGAGAUUUUAAUGAAUGUGAUGACAAAGCAACGCAUAAUUGCCAUAUCCAUGCCACAUGCAUCAACAAACCAGGCUCAUUUGAAUGCAGGUGUAAGGAGAAAUACAGCGGAGACGGAGUAAAGAAUUGUGAAUAUUCUCCGGAACCUGCAGAUGACCCAGAUGACAACAAGAAUAAGAAACUUGGAAUCAUAUUUGGCGCUAUCUUCGGCCUUGUAGUCCUCCUCAUCAUUGUUGGAUUAUUCUUCCACCUCCGAUAUAAACGGUACGAAGCAGAUCUUGAGGAUAAAAACAACACGAGCUUCACUACACGCUCCGUUAAUUCGGGUGUCACUUUCCCUGAGAAUUCGAAGGAAGACAGCAAAAGAACAGGCUCCUAUGAGCUUCAAUCUCGGCAAAUGUACGCAAGCCUGAGCCCGCAAUCCCGCACAAGUGGGGACUACGACUACCCAGACCCGCAACCCACGGGAACCCGAGAGAGCUUCCCUUACUACGACAAUCCAGGGCUGCAGAGGGAUCAUGCGCAGUAAA